Molecule: messenger RNA, 4309 nt
Organism: Ostrea edulis (European flat oyster)
Lineage: Eukaryota; Metazoa; Mollusca; Bivalvia; Ostreida; Ostreidae
Exons: 2
Coding region: 2382-2999 (205 amino acids)
Source: RefSeq, a predicted model, not a curated record
UUUUUUUAUAUGUGGUUAACUUUAACACAGUGUUGACUUGGUUUUAACUUCUGUGUUAAAGUUAACCAUGUGAUUAACUGUUUUUCAAACUGCGAGUUUGCGUUAACACUGUGUUAACGUUGUGUUAACUUUAAUCCACCUCCAGUACCUGUGUUAAGUCUGAACAUAGUUGUUAAAGAUGGUUGCCAACUUCAUUUUCUAUCCGUUUCAGACCAAAGAUCAUGAAAAUUUCAAGGGCUCAGACAUUUUGAGGUGUGUAUUGAUGCUAAAUUAUGACAGUGUGUUGUUUAUGUCGUCAUGAUGAGGUGGAUUUGCAUGCAGUUGAAUUUUAUCUAUUCAUCAUUUAUAUCAAUAUUAUGACAUCACAUAACUCCACUGAAACACUAGAUUAGUGUAAAGUUCAGUGAUCUGAAACACUAGAUUAGUGCAAAGUUCAGUGAUCUGAAACACUAGAUUAGUGUAAAGUUCAGUGAUUGUUGAGGUAUGUAACCGAUGGGGGUCAUAUAUUUUCGUAUUUGAUAGAAAAACUUCAUUCUAAUUCUUAUUGAAAAUACUGCAAUACACGUCACAAUACAAUUAGAAAUAUCACAAUACGAAAUUUCCAUACAAUACCUAGCCCUAAUAUCAAGCAGCACAUUAGGAGUCAAGUUCUGGACAAUUGAUAUCUAACAGCAUAUUAAGAAACGAGUUCUGGGGAUAUCUAGCAACACAUUAAGAAUCGAGUUCUGGGGAUAUUUAGCAGCACAUAAAGUGUCGAGUUCUAGACAAUUGAUAUCUAACAGCACAUUAAGAGACAAGUUCUGGGGUAAAUUGAUAUCUAGCAACACAUUAAGAGUCGAGUUCAGGACAAUUGAUAUCUAGCAGCACAUUAAGAGACGAGUUCUGGACAAUUGAUAUCUAGCAGCACAUUAAGAGACAAGUUCUGGGGUAAAUUGAUAUCUAGCAACACAUUAAGAGUCAAAUUCUGGACAAUUGAUAUCUAGCAGCACAUUAAGAGACAAGUUCUGGACAAUUGAUAUCUAGCAGCACAUUAAGAGACAAGUUCUGGACAAUUGAUAUCUAGCAGCACAUUAAGAGUUGAGUUCUGGUGAUAUCUAGCAGCACAUUAAGAGACGAGUUCUGGUGAUAUCUAGCAGCACAUUAAGAGACGAGUUCUGGUGAUAUCUAGCAGCACAUUAAGAGACAAGUUCUGGUGAUAUCUAGCAGCACAUUAAGAGACGAGUUCUGGUGAUAUCUAGCAGCACAUUAAGAGAUGAGUUCUGUACAAUUGCUAUCUAGCAGCACAUCAAGAGACAAGUUCUGGACAAUUGAUAUCUAGCAGCACAUUAAGAGACAGGUUCUGAACAAUUGCUAUCUAGCAGCACAUUAAGAGUCAAGUUCUGGACAAUUGCUAUCUAGUAGCACAUUAAGAGACAAGUUCUGGACAAUUGCUAUCUAGCAGCACAUUAAGAGUCGAGUUAUGGACAACUGAUAUCUAGCAGCUCAUUAAGAGACAAGUUCUGGACAAUUGCUAUCUAGCAGCACAUUAAGAGACAGGUUCUGAACAAUUGCUAUCUAGCAGCACAUUAAGAGUCAAGUUCUGGACAAUUGCUAUCUAGUAGCACAUUAAGAGACAAGUUCUGGACAAUUGCUAUCUAGCAGCACAUUAAGAGUCGAGUUAUGGACAACUGAUAUCUAGCAGCUCAUUAAGAGACAAGUUCUGGGUGAAUUAUCAAGCAGCACGUUAUGAGAUUACUUCCAUGGGAAUUGAUAUCUAGCAGCACGAAUUGAUAUCUAGCUCUAUAAGUGAACUUGGACCAUCACAAAGAAAAUAAUUCCUCGAGGCUCAGAAAAAAUGUAAACAUUUCUCAACCGAUGAAAAUUUCACCCCACCCUUAUAAAAAAUAUGUACAAUAUCGAGUUCUGGACAAUUGAUAUCUAGCAGCACAUUAAGAGACAAGUUCUGGACAAUUGCUAUCUAGAAGCAUAUUAAGAGUCGAGUUCUGGGAGAUCGGGUCACGUGAUGGAGUACCUACUGACACAGGUGAAAGAGCUCCACUUAUUUCAUCAAAUUUUGUUCUAUUUUUGACGUUCAUAAGCUGGAUUUUUUAAAUAUUUGGAAUCUGAUUGAUACUACUGUGAUACUUUAAAACGUAUGUGAGUAUUUUGGAUACUUUUUGGAAGAUAUUGUGAAUCUUUGUGUCUAUCGUGAUUACUACUCAAUGGCGGACAAUAAGCAAAAGAAAGAGAAAAAAGCAAAUAGAAAGCAAACGUAAAUUCUGAAAACACUGGAGAGAAAAUUGGUGAAGUUAAAUCUACACAAUGUUCCUCAAGCCGUUAUAAGUUCCACAGUGUCUGAAAAAGCGUCGGCUAAAAAAUAGAAGAGAACAGACAGCUCAGAUAUGGACUCUCCAUCAGGCGGGGCCCAUCCAGGUGCAUUAAAUAUUUCAAUGGACUUGAAAUUGAUUCAGGACAGAUUGUCGGAAAUUAAAGACAAUAUGGUGAGCAAAAUAGAAAUCAAAGACAUUGUGUCCUCUAUUCUAGAGGAGAUAAAAAAGGAAAUGAAAGAGAAAAUCAUUGCAGUCAUGAAAAGCACAAUUCUGACAGAAAUGAGAGAAAACACCACAAAAGAAAUCAAAGCCGAUGUAACGAAAGAAUUUGAACAAAAACUUGAGAACAAUACGAAAGAAUUUAAAGGACACGUUAGAGAGAUCUCAGACGGCUUCAACCUUGACUUUGAGACGCUACGUGAGAAGUUAGGUGACCAAGCACGGGAGCUACGAGGUAUGAAAGAAAAUCUUAAACUACUGCAGAGUAGAGCAGACAGUGCGAUUAGACUUGCAAAUCAAAAUCAGCAAUACUCUCAAAAAAGUAACAUAAAGUUCCUGCGGUGGGAGGAAAAACAGGGAGAAAACUUGCGUGAGGACUUGUACAAAAUCCUCAGAGAGUCGGUCAAUAUCGAUUUGGCACCUGCAGAUAUUGUGGCCAUUUUGGACAGAUCUGAAAGAACUCUUGUAUAAACUUAUUUCAGCUAGGUUGUCUUAGUAACAGAAUCAAGUCUACUUUAGAUCAUCUUAUUUCAGACAUGGACCUUAUCAAAGUUUCGUGGGUAAACAGAUAUGGCUGACAAGUGAUAGAAACGUGAAGUUUUUCUAGGAGUGCAUGUUUUAUUGUACUGGGUGUUAUUUAACUUUACAAAAUGAUCAUUUUCUAUAGAUUAUAUAGUGUCCUCGAAUUUAUGAAAUAGGCCAAGUUUUGGCAUCUAACAAUGUUUUUUUUGUGAAAUUCACUUUACAUACGAUAAAGUUUGAUAUCCAAGUUUGUAUAUUACAAUAUAACAGUGUAUUGAGUGCAAUAUCAACUCAUCUGAAAUUGUUUGAAAACAAAGGUUUAUUCAAUAGAUCUUUUACACCUUAUAUUCCAUUAUAUUAUAAACCUUUGAUUUUGCAAACUAAAUGUACUAAAUCUGUUUACAAACAGUUAAAUGUAAACCAUGAUAUACCUACUUCUGUUUCAAAGUGGAAUUUAGAUCUGGUAGCUUAUGGAAUAGAGAUAUGUAUUAAGGAUGCUUUUACUGUAUGUUUUAAGACUACCAAGGAUUCUACUAUCCAAUGGUUACAAUAUAGAUUACUUCAUAGAAUUCUGCCUGUGUCAAUUAUUAUCUUAAAAAAAUCAAUAUUGUGUCUUUUGAUUGUUGUACCUUUUGUAAUGAUGAAGUUGAGACAAUUCAACACGUUUUCAUUGGCUGUGAAAAAGUAUAUACAUUAUGGAGCAAUCUGAGCAUGCACAUUUAUAAAACAACUUCCAAAAGAAUAGGUUUUAAUUUACUUAAUAUUUUAUUAGGUGAACUCCCAUUGUCAAAAGGCAACAGAAUUGUAAACUUCCUUAUCCUAUAUACAAAACAAUACAUUUUUUCUUAUUUGAAAAAAACCAAAUUGCCAAGAUUCUUGGAAUUAUUGUUCUAUCUAUACAACAAAAACAAGGUUGAAAAAUGUAUUGCGUAUCAGAAUUUAGAAAUACAAAAAUUUGAAAAUACCUGGCAUGUAUGGAAAACACUUUUUGACAACAUAAAAAAAUCAUAAUCUUGCUAUUUCAAGCAAUAUUUUUUCUACUUUUGAAGCCACAUGUACUUUUAUCUAUUUAUUCGAGCUUUGUAUUGUUAUCAUUUUUCUCUUACAAUUAUAUUAAAAAUGUAAGCACUUACCAACAAAAGUAUGAGUGUGAGUAUGAAAGUAUGUGAAAGUGGUUAGAAAUAAAUGACAAAUUUUCUUCUGUCUUAUGUCAACAUUUGUGAAAUAAAAAAUUUAUAAAUAAAAAAAAAAAAAAAAGA